AUGUGUCCAGAAACGGAGUGCGGAAUCUGCUACCGAUCUUACAACCUCGGUCGUCGGUGUCCUCGCCAGUUGUGCUGCAAACACACGUUUUGUGAGAGCUGCCUGGUGACGCUCGCGGGGUCCGUGGAGAGCCCUGAACCCCGCGUAAUGUGUCCCCUGUGCCGUCACUCGACUCCGCUGACGAAGGCGAGAAUCCAGGAGAACCUACCGAUAGACGAAGAAAUUUUUGAUAGACUAGUUACCGCGGGCAGCGUGGAGGAAUGUGCGGAUGACGAUGAAGACACCGAUAAGCCAAAUCGGGACGUGGUCAUCCUACCAAAAGAGGACGUCCCGCCGCCGCCAAGAUCGCGAAAAGGACACCUGAGGCAAUGCUUAAGUCGCCUGUGCAAAAAAGUCACCGGGGGUGCGCGGAGAAAUUGUGUGACCGAUGAAGACUUGAGGGACCUGGCAAGGAUGGUCGGCUACAUGAUGUGA
Molecule: messenger RNA, 474 nt
Organism: Carassius auratus (goldfish)
Lineage: Eukaryota; Metazoa; Chordata; Actinopteri; Cypriniformes; Cyprinidae
Product: E3 ubiquitin-protein ligase RNF182-like
Exons: 2
Coding region: 1-474 (157 amino acids)
Source: RefSeq, a predicted model, not a curated record